CGUCGCCGUUGUCGUUGCCGUCGAUCCGAAGGCUCGUUCUGCGCGCGCUCUGUUUCCGGUAUAAGCUCGCAGUUCUUGUUUUCGAGUGUUGAUGUUUUUUGUCUGCUUUCUUUCCGAAAAGUGUGCGAACGCGUGUGCUGCUCCCUGUGGUUUGUUCAGCUGAAUUCAUGGGAUUGCAUUAGUACUGUAUUUUUGUAAGGUGGUUAUCAGUGUAACGUCGCAAUAGAGUGUCGUUAGCAUCGGUAGAAAUACGUGUGUUUGUGAAAGCUCCACGUUCCCAGUGUUCCAUAUUUUCGUCAAAAACUGCAACCACCGCGCGAUCCUUCUUGCGCUACAGCCAUCGGCCAGCCACCGCUUGUACAUCCGGAAGGCCACGAGGUCGGGUGUCACGACGAUUGCAAAAAUUCAGUGAGACAGGGAAGAAAGGUACAGAAUUAAAAACAAGGAACCGCACAUCAUGUCGGGCGAAGAGAAUGGAAAGCCGCCGUCGGCUAGCACGGGUCCGAAGGGACGCAUCCUGCCAGCGGACAGCUACGUCAGCACGGAUCCAGCCGUCCCGGUGAAGCUGCGCAUCGCCAAAGAAGGACUGGCCUCGCUCGAUCCGCUCUCGGUACCAGAUCUGAUGGAUCGAACCGCGCGCGACCACCCGGACCAUCCGGCGAUGGUUUUCCGGAACGCGCAGAAACAGUGGCAGACGGUGACGUACCGCGAGUACCGCGAACGCGUCCACCACAUGGCCAAGGUUUUCGUCAAGCUCGGACUCGAGCCGCUUCACACGGUUGCCGUGCUGGCGUUCAACAGCCCGGAAUGGUUUGUCUCCGAGCUUUCGGCCAUCCACGCCGGCGGUAUCAUCACCGGGGUAUACACGACCAACUCGCCAGAGUCGACACAACACGUCCUGGAGAGCUCGCGGGCUCAGAUCGUGGUGGUGGACGAUGCGAAGCAGAUGGAAAAGGUCCUAUCGAUUCGUUCGAACUUGCCAAACCUGAAGGCCGUCAUCCAGACCAUGCCACCGUACGCACCGUACGUCAAACGGGAGGAUGGCUUCUAUCGGUGGUCGGAAUUGGAAGAAAUGAACGUGGACGACGUGGAAGAGGAGUAUAAGAAUCGCUUAGCCAAUAUAGCCAUCAAUCAAUGCUGCUGCCUGGUGUACACGUCCGGAACGGUCGGUAACCCGAAGGGCGUCAUGCUGAGCCACGACAGCCUCACCUGGGACUCGUACUCGAUCGGCAAGCGGCUGCACCAGAUCCGAUACGCGGAGGAGGUGCUCGUCUCUUUCCUUCCCCUGAGCCAUGUGGCCGCUCAGAUGGUGGACAUCUUCCUGACGCUCCAGUUUGCCUGCACCGUGUACUUUGCGGACAAGGACGCGAUGAAGGGCACGUUGCUUAACACGCUGCAGGAGGCGAAACCGACGCGUAUGCUAGCGGUGCCGCGCGUUUACGAGAAGAUUCAGGAGAAGAUGUUGGCCGUGGGGGCGCAGAGCGGUGCGGCGAAGAAACUGGUGGCCGGCUGGGCGAAGAGCGUCACGUUGCAGCAUCAUCUGAAUGCGAUGGAAGGCAAACCAACCAACUCCUGGCAGUAUCGGCUGGUAAAAAACUUCAUUCUCUCCAAGGUAAAGGAUGCACUCGGGCUCAGUCGGUGCAUCACGCUGGCGACGGCUGCCGCUCCGAUGGAUCGGGAAACGAAAAAGUACUUCAUGAGCCUGGACAUGCCGAUCAACGAGGCGUUCGGUAUGUCUGAGUCGUCCGGAGCACACUCGCUGACCGCACCGGAUAGCUACAAUUUCGAUACGAUCGGAAAACCGCUCGGGGGCUGCGAGACGAAGAUCGAAAAACCGGACGAGCGGGGCCACGGUGAGAUUUGCAUGCGCGGCCGGCACAUCCUCAUGGGUUACAUUGGCGAGGAGGAGAAAACGCACGAAGCGCUCGACGACGAAGGCUGGCUGCACUCGGGUGAUGUGGGCUACGUGGACGAGGCCGGCUUUAUCUACAUCACCGGCCGGAUUAAGGAACUGAUUAUCACUGCAGGCGGUGAAAAUAUCCCGCCGGUGCACGUGGAGAAUCUCGUCAAGAACGAGCUGCCGUUCGUGAGCAAUGCCUUCCUGGUGGGUGACAAGCGAAAAUUCCUCACCAUGCUGAUCACAAUUAAAACGCAGAUGAACUUGGACACUGGCGCACCGAAGGAUGAACUAACGCCCGAGACGAUUGCCGCGCUGAAGGAGUUCGGGGCUGAGUACAGCAAACUGAGCGAGAUCCAUGCGGCAGGACCAUGUCCGAAGGUGUUGAAGGCAAUUCAAGAUGGAAUUGAUCGAGCAAACAAGAAAGCCAUAUCCAACGCACAGAAGAUCCAGAAGUAUGCAUUGCUGACUGCGGACUUUUCUGUGCCCGGAGGAGAGCUCGGUCCUACGUUGAAGGUAAAACGUAACGUUGUGGCAGCAAACAACAAGGACGUCAUUGAGCGGUUCUACGCGUAAGAAAAACGGCACAAUUCUGUGGGUCGGACUGCAGACAUUCAAUAAGCUUGCUGCUGUUUUAGGAUUAAGUAUUCUUUUUCCUUGGCGACACGUACCCUUCCACCUGUGCGUUGUCGUUCGUUUUUCUUUCUUUAUGUUUAGUUACACUUCAACUGUUUUCUAUCGUUUCUUCUUGCCAAUUGUUCUCAAUAUUUCGGUUCUUUCAACCAACACUAUUUAGUUAUAAAAGGAUAUUUCUAUUGCAACGAAAUCAAUAGAAAUCGAUGGGACAACUGCGACACUAUUAGUACCGAGGCUUGGCAAAGCAAUUGGGGGGAUGCCCGUUCAUAUCGGAAAACCGUAGCUGAUUUUAAGUUAGGAGGGCAACGUCUUGUUUUGUUCACUUACUCUUUCAAGUCUGAAAAUUUCUUUCAUUGCUCUCCGAAUUCUGGAGUUUGGUGAUAUUAUUUAGAAGCUUUCACGAACAGUGAAACAACAUAUGACCCAGUGCCAAAACAAUGAUGAAUAGGCAGCUGCUUGAGAACGAUGCUUGCUAGACGAUCGGAACAGCUACCUUUCUCGUUCUUUUUGAGUUUAUGUUUUUUUUCGUGUUGAGUUUGUAGUAACAUGUACAAAGGUUCAAUUGGAUUCGUAUCCACUGCAUUUAGUCAUUUAGGUUACUCGUGGACGGUCAUUGAAGUACGGCAGGGAGCAGUGUUUGUUGUAAAUAUAUAUUUGUUCACUCUGUCCACGCUACUACCGGGAUGUCGAAAUAAAGUAAAACCGAGGAGAGAAAUAAAACCAUGCUGAAAAGUUA
This is a messenger RNA of Anopheles coustani, 3269 nucleotides long. It is a transcript of the gene bgm, whose product is annotated as very long-chain-fatty-acid--CoA ligase bubblegum. NCBI's taxonomy places the organism in Eukaryota, Metazoa, Arthropoda, Insecta, Diptera, Culicidae. The record is from RefSeq and is a predicted model, not a curated record. Gene Ontology annotation, molecular function: long-chain fatty acid-CoA ligase activity. The transcript is spliced from 9 exons. Gene Ontology annotation, cellular component: membrane; endoplasmic reticulum. Bases 458 to 2473 code for a protein of 671 amino acids.